AUGGUACCCAAUGAACUCCAUCAGUACAUAGGGAUUAUCAGCUUGCUUAAGCAUUUUGGAUGGACAUGGGUUGGACUCUUUGCUCAAGAUGAUGCCAAAGGAGAAUAUUUCAUCAACAUCCUGGAGCCACUGCUUUCUCAAAAUGGAAUUUGUUCAGCCUUCACACAAAGAGUCCCACAACUAGUCCACUAUGAUGACUUGGGUAAAAUUAGUGAUAUAGCCUUAAAUAUGUAUGUACCAUUCACAGAUAAUAAAACCACUACAUUUAUCAUCUAUGGAGAAUCUUUGAUGAUUAUAUGGCUGAGAGCUAUCAUAUUUUUGCGAGAUCCUGCAAAUGAGGAAGACAUUUCAUUUAGAAAGGUGUGGAUCUUGACAGCCCAGAUUGAUUUCAUAUUAAUGGGCUUUCAUAAGACUUGGGGACUCCAGCUCUUCCAUGGUGCCAUUUCAUUCACAAUUCACUCACAAAAUCUUCUAAACUUCACCAAAUUUCUUCAGAGCAUUAAGCAUUCCCAGAGCCAGGGAGAUGGUUUUUUCAAAGACUUCUGGGAACAAGCAUUUGAUUGUUUCUUACCAAAUCCCAAUGUGCCAAUGAACGCCAAUGACAUAUGCACUGGGGAAGAGAGGUUGCAGAGUCUUCCAGGGCCUCUUUUUGAAAUGUGCAUGACUGGCCACAGCUACAGUAUCUACAAAGCUGUCAAUGUUGUGGCUCAUGCCUUGCAUGACUUUUAUUCAUCUAGAUCCAGGCAGCGAACAAUGGGAGGAAGUCAAAUAUUAGAACUUCGGGAUCUGCAGCCUUGGCAGCUUCACCCCAUUUUUCAUAGCAUUUCAUUUAACAACUCAGCUGGAGAAACAGUAUCAUUUACAGAUAACAGAGAAAUGCGAGGUGGAUUUGACAUAAUGAACAUGGUCACAUUUCCAAACAAGUCCUUCAUUCGAAUGAAAAUAGGAUGGGUGAAUCCUAAUGCUCUUGAUGGAAAAGAAUUCAUCAUUCAUGAGGACAUGAUCAUUUGGCACAACGGUUUUAACCAGGUGGUGCCUAUUUCUGUGUGUAAUGACUACUGCUGCCCUGGUAAUCAGAAGAAAAAGAAGGAAGGCGAGAAAUUUUGCUGCUAUGAUUGUGUUCCAUGUCCAGAAGGGAAGGUUUCAAACAGAAAUGAUAUGGAAAACUGCUUCAGAUGCCCAGAAGAUCAGUAUCCAAACCAGAACAAAAAUGGAUGCAUCCCCAAAAUAAUAAGCUUUCUUUCUUAUGAGGAACCAUUAGGGAUAAGCUUAGCCUCAGUUACUCUUACUUUUUCCCUGAUCACAAUAUUGGUGCUAGGAAUGUUUAUUCAACAAAAAAACACUCCCAUAGUGAAAGCCAACAACUGGGACCUCACAUGCACUCUCCUAAUCUCCCUCCUGCUCUGCUUCCUCUCAUCUUUGCUGUUCCUAGGAAAACCUGGGAAAGUGACCUGCCUUCUUCGCCAACCAACUUUUGGCAUUGUCUUCUCAGUAGCUAUUUCUUGCGUGUUGGCCAAAACCAUCACCGUAGUUGUAGCUUUCAUGGCCACAAAGCCAGGCUCCAGUAUGAGGAAGUGGGUGGGAAAAAGACUGACCAGUGUCAUUGUUCUCCCCUGCUCUCUUACUCAAGCAAGCAUCUGUACUGUGUGGUUGAUGACUUCUCCUCCAUUUCCUGCUCUAGACAUGUACUCAGUAAUGGAAGAAACCAUUGUGCAGUGCAAUGAAGGGUCAACUACCUUGUUUUACUGUGUCUUGGGCUACAUGGGCUUCCUGGCCAUUGCCAGCUUCAUUGUGGCAUUCAAAGCUCGUGAAUUACCUGACAGUUUUAAUGAGGCCAAGUUUAUUACCUUCAGCAUGUUGCUGUUUUGCAGUGUUUGGCUGACCUUUGUUCCAACCUAUCUGAGCACCAAAGGGAAAUCCAUGGUGGUGGUGGAGAUCUUCUCCAUCUUGUCUUCCAGUGCUGGAUUGUUGGGAUGCAUCUUUGCCCCGAAAUGUUACAUCAUUGUGCUGAGGCCAGAGCUGAAUAGCAGAGAGCAACUAAUAAGGAGAAAGAAGUGA
Podarcis muralis (Common wall lizard) is the source of this 2058-nucleotide messenger RNA. RefSeq names its product vomeronasal type-2 receptor 26-like. Gene Ontology annotation, cellular component: plasma membrane. Gene Ontology annotation, biological process: G protein-coupled receptor signaling pathway. Lineage: Eukaryota; Metazoa; Chordata; Lepidosauria; Squamata; Lacertidae. Gene Ontology annotation, molecular function: G protein-coupled receptor activity. The record is from RefSeq and is a predicted model, not a curated record.